This is a messenger RNA of Equus caballus (horse), 4236 nucleotides long. RefSeq names its product chromosome 21 C19orf44 homolog (gene C21H19orf44). Lineage: Eukaryota; Metazoa; Chordata; Mammalia; Perissodactyla; Equidae. The record is from RefSeq and is a predicted model, not a curated record.
UAUUGGUUCUUGUGGCGCGGGGUGCGUCGGGAGAUGUAGUCUCUCCCGCCCUGGCGCGGUUGCCGGGGGCAACGGUCCCCUCUGGCCCAAGUGCCGGGCGUGAGCGGCGGCGGCCUCCGCGGAUGGACAGAGUGGGAGGAGGUUGGCGGGGUCUGCAGGGUGGCGGCCGGGUUUUGCGACCAGGCUCCGGCGAGGAGAAUGGCUUCAACCAAAAAAAUCAGCCAUCCUGUGUGCGAUGUCUUUGGUGAUUUCAGUGAUAUUUCCUUGGAAGAUUCAAAGAUGGAAGAAAUCAGAAACUUGAAAAUCAGUAGAGGUCUUACCAAAAUAGCACCUAGUCCUAGCAGAUUUCUAAAAAGAAACCAAACUAUGGGUGAGAAACACUUAUUCCCAAAAGAGAAUGCUGUCCUGGGGAGGGAGCCCGGGCCCUCCUCAGGUAGACCCCUGGCCGCUGCCUCGAAGCUCAGGGCCCACGCCGCGCUCACAAAGCUGGCCCAGCUCGAAACCUGGAUCCUGAAUCGGAAGGUGCAGAUGGAUGUGUCUGCCGUGGACUCUGACCCGGAGACCUCCGAAGGCCGUCCUACAGGGAGGGCGGACGAAGCGCCCCUCAGUGCCGCUGAACGUUCCUCACAGAACACAGACAGCACCCCCCGGACGCAAGCCCAAGGAGCUCCCACCGCCAGGGGUGCUGCGCCGAAUGGGCAGGCCAGUCGCUUUCUAAAGAAGAGAGGCCCACCCGGGGAAAACACACCCCCUGGAGCACAGUUUGGGCAACAGAGGAGCUUUCAGACAUCCAAAGUGAAAGAACCUGUUAGAAAAUUGGAUUCUCCAGACAGCGAUGAAGAGGAAAUGAGAGAGUUGCUGGGAAGCUUGAUGGAAUCUUCUAGAGAAAAAGAAACACACACAAAUCAGGGUUUCACCAGCACCAAAGUCAGUGAGAAAGAACGAAUAAAACUAUUCCCGGAUCAGAUCCCAACUCAACUGAGAGUCCUUUCUCUACCCACUGAGGAACUUUCCAGCCCAAAGCCGUGGCAGACGUCACCUCUGCCAACCUCACAGUCAGCGGAUGGGACCCUUUGCAGCAUGCGCUCAGGAGCCCACUCCCCACAGACUCACAGUUCCGGUGACACGCACUUGCGCAUGGCGUCACUUUCUGUCACCAGCACCUUUUUGAAGAAGGCGCCCAUGGUGAUGGGGCAGGGCGGGCGCAUGUCCUUGCCUGGAAGCAGUGAGGCUGAGCCCUGGUGGGAGCCGCUCUCAGAAGCCUCUGAUGCCAGCUUGGACGAUUUUAGAAUAAACGUUCUGUCCCUCGAUGAUCUGGCUCCAGCUGUCAGUGAGAGAUCAGACUUGAAACAGAAGAAAGAAGGUCAGAGGGAAAAGGCACCCAGCGAAAGCCCCCAGGCAAGGGCGCCGCCCACUGGAAGCGAGGUCUCCGAGCACCUGAGCGAGCCCGCAGCCUCCUCUGCCCUGCCCAAGGGCACUGCCAGCCUGCGGCCCCCAGCUCAGCAACCCGCGGCUGGCCCAGCGAGCGCUGCUUAUUCGGAAGAUUUUGAAGGGUCUCCAAGUCCAACCACGUCUGAGCCGCCGGCCCAUUCUGGGGAGGCCCCCGACAGGACGCUGGACACCUUGUCUGAAUUCUCCGCCAGCCUGAACACCGACCUGCCCCCACCCGCGCCUGAGUCCCGGAGGAGGCGGCCCAGGGGCGGGCCGGGAGUCACGAUGAGGGAGACGGCCGUGCAGACUCUCGGCCCGGCUGGCACCGACCCGUGGACGGAGGCAGCUGGCAUGGCGGCCAUCCGACCAGCCCUGGGAGGCGCCUACGUGGACCCUGCGCCUAUCGCCAGUCACGUCGUGAGUGCAGACGCCAUAGAAGCCCUGACAGCUUACAGCCCGGCCGUGUUUGCACUCCACGACCUGCUCAAGCAGCAGCUCAGCCUGACGCAGCAGUUCGUGGAGGCCAGCCGGCACCUGCACGGGUCCCUCCUGCAGUCCCUGGACCGAGACUCGUUCCACUACCACACCCUGGAGGAAACCAAAGAGGUGACGGCCGACCCGGGAGGGGGGCGGGGCUCAGGGCCAGGCCUCGGCCAGGGCAGCAGGGACAUGGCGGCCCGGUCACCUUCGUCCUCGCAGAAGGAGCCUUGUUUCCUCCUCGUGCAGAGAAGAGGUGGUACGGCUGAGGGCACUGAGAGCCAGCCUGGCCAGGCAGAAGCUGGCUCAGCUUGUGUGACCUCAGACCAAUGGUGGCCUCCUUGGUGAGGGUCUUGUCCCUUCACAGACCCUUCCCAAGUGCCAUCCAGCAGGGGCUUCUCUCCUCAGUACAAGGGCCGAAACUUAAGGAAUGUUACACUUCUCUUUUUCCCUCCAAAAAUUUAAUUUUUGUCUGAUUACAAAAGAUACGUUAUUUUAUAAAAAUCUUGUUACAGAAAUAUGUAACUUAAGUCCUCCAUAAUUUCAGAGAUAACUGUUACCAAUCUUAAUAUAUACUCUUUAGAUUUUUAUGUAAAAUAUGAACUGUAUUAUGUAGAUGUACAAAUAUGUACAUUAUAUACAAUAUUACAUAUUGUAUAUAUUUAUACAGUGUAUAAAAUAUAUAUUACAAUGUAAUAGGUAUAACGUGUAAUAGUAUUAUGUAUGUUUCUUUAUAGAAAUGGCAUCAUACUAUAUGAACUGUUCUGCUUGGUGAUUUUUUUUUUCAUUUUAUCUACAAGUAUUUCUAAAGAAUAAGGACUUCUAAAAAAUUCACGGACACCACCAUUACCAUACUAAGACCACAUGCACUCUCCUGCAUGUCCGUGCAUAUCCAGUGUGAUUUCCACUUUUCGCAUGAAACUUGUCCAUUCUGUUCCGGUUUUCUCCUCAGGAUCCAGACAAAGCCCGUCUGUACACGGAUUGCUGGGUGGCUCUUUAGCCUCCUCCUGGGGCAGCGGUUCUCGGCCUGAGCGGCGUCAGACCUGCGGGGCCUGGGCCCACUGGGCUCUGUCGGCAGCAGGGUGUGCCUGGGAGCGGGUGUUUCUCCCAUGGGCCCACUGGGGACCCACUUUGAGAACCACUGCGCUGCAGGUGUCCCCAUCCCCAUCUCUUUCUUGUUUCCUUGCAGUUUGCUGAAGAAAACAGGUUGUUUAUCUGACAGUUUCCCCCAUUCUGGACUUUGCUGGCUGCACCCCUGUGGGCUCCUUGUUCCCACUAGAUGAACAUCAGUUGAUGGAUGCUGGCUGAAGGGACCUGACCACGUCACCUGCCUACAGCCCACCAAGGCUCCCCACUGUCUGCUACGGGCCCACGUCCUGAGAGUGGCUCCCAGGCCCUCCUCCCGGACGGUGCACUCUAAGGGCACCCCUGGUAGCCCCGUCCACCAGCCCCACGUGAUGGCAGCCACUCUUCCCUUUCGGACUCAUCAGGGCUCACCCCUUGCAGGGCAUCCUGCUGGGGCCUGCCGCAUUCACCUCUCCUCUUCUGUUCCCACAGCAUUGUCACCUGGCAUCCUGUCAUUUUACUUUUCUGUAGCCCAACUGGGAGCUGCUGGGGAUGGGUGCCGUCUCCAGCACCCAAAGCCUCAGGAGACUGAGGCAGUGGUGGUGGUGACGUGUCUGUCUGUCCUCUGCCCCACAGUACAUCAGGCGGCACAGGCCCGCCCCGCUGACCAUGGAGGACGCUCUGGAGGAGGUGAGGAAGGAGCCGUGAGCACCAGCAGGUGAGGCUACACUCCUGGGUCUGAUCUGGAGAGCUGGUUGGGUACACUGGCCGUGACACUCAUGCAUCAGUUUCCGGGUGACAUUCAGUGGUGGGGCAGGUGGCACCCAGGACUCACUCAAGCAGAAUCUCAGCUCCAGCCUUUUCUGGCUGAGCGACUGACCCUCCCAGUCCCUGUCCUGAGAGGACGCCCCACAGGCCAGGGGAAGUGGAGCGGAGGAGCACGCUCACAGCACAGGGCAGGACGGAGGAAGCCAGCCUGUCCAGAGCCCCACGGAGCGGCUCCACCUGGCCGAGUGCUGCCUUCCCUCUGAGCUGAGCUAGAUAGGGGAUGAGGACCCAGGGCCAGGUCCCCAUGCUGGGAACUCUGUGUGAGACGCCAGGGCAGAGCUUCUGACCCAGCUCCAUGACUCAAUUCUGCGCUCAGGACACACUGCCUCCCUGCUCGGCCCAGCACACCUCUGACUUAAAGACACAGAGAAAAGGUCUUUAAAAAAAGUCUUUAUUUGAAGGCAAAACAGUAAAAUCCACAAGAAAUUGUUAACA